GGCUAUAAAGGUGGCCGCCGCCGGACGCCGGGCUCUGUGGUUCGGGUCCGCUUUCGUCUCCGUGUUGUGUCCGUUACCGCCGCCGCUGCCGCCGCCGCUUGCGCCCUCCGCUCCGGUCUGUGGUGCAGCCGGGACCCAGGACCAUGUCGCUGUCUCGCUCAGAGGAGAUGCACCGGCUCACGGAAAAUGUCUAUAAGACCAUCAUGGAGCAGUUCAACCCCAGCCUCCGGAACUUCAUCGCCAUGGGGAAGAAUUACGAGAAGGCAUUGGCAGGUGUGACGUAUGCAGCCAAAGGCUACUUUGACGCCCUGGUGAAGAUGGGGGAGCUGGCCAGCGAGAGCCAGGGCUCCAAAGAACUCGGAGACGUUCUCUUCCAGAUGGCUGAAGUCCACAGGCAGAUCCAGAAUCAGCUGGAAGAAAUGCUGAAGUCUUUUCACAACGAGCUGCUCACGCAGCUGGAGCAGAAGGUGGAGCUGGACUCCAGGUAUCUGAGUGCUGCGCUGAAGAAAUACCAGACUGAGCAAAGGAGCAAAGGCGACGCCCUGGACAAGUGUCAGGCUGAGCUGAAGAAGCUUCGGAAGAAGAGCCAGGGCAGCAAGAAUCCUCAGAAGUACUCGGACAAGGAGCUGCAGUACAUCGACGCCAUCAGCAACAAGCAGGGGGAGCUGGAGAAUUACGUGUCCGACGGCUACAAGACCGCACUGACAGAGGAGCGCAGGCGCUUCUGCUUCCUGGUGGAGAAGCAGUGCGCCGUGGCCAAGAACUCCGCGGCCUACCACUCCAAGGGCAAGGAGCUGCUGGCGCAGAAGCUGCCGCUGUGGCAACAGGCCUGUGCCGACCCCAGCAAGAUCCCGGAGCGCGCGGUGCAGCUCAUGCAGCAGGUGGCCAGCAACGGCGCCACCCUCCCCAGCGCCCUGUCGGCCUCCAAGUCCAACCUGGUCAUUUCGGACCCCAUUCCGGGGGCCAAGCCCCUGCCGGUGCCCCCCGAGCUGGCACCGUUCGUGGGGCGGAUGUCUGCCCAGGAGAGUACACCCAUCAUGAACGGCGUCGCAGGCCCGGAUGGCGAGGACUACAGCCCGUGGGCUGACCGCAAGGCUGCCCAGCCCAAAUCCCUGUCUCCUCCGCAGUCUCAGAGCAAGCUCAGCGACUCCUACUCCAACACACUCCCCGUGCGCAAGAGCGUGACCCCAAAAAACAGCUAUGCCACCACCGAGAACAAGACUCUGCCUCGCUCGAGCUCCAUGGCAGCCGGCCUGGAGCGCAAUGGCCGUAUGCGGGUGAAGGCCAUCUUCUCCCACGCUGCUGGGGACAACAGCACCCUCCUGAGCUUCAAGGAGGGUGACCUCAUUACCCUGCUGGUGCCUGAGGCCCGCGAUGGCUGGCACUACGGAGAGAGUGAGAAGACCAAGAUGCGGGGCUGGUUUCCCUUCUCCUACACCCGGGUCUUGGACAGCGACGGCAGUGACAGGCUGCACAUGAGCCUGCAGCAAGGGAAGAGCAGCAGCACGGGCAACCUCCUGGACAAGGACGACCUGGCCAUCCCACCCCCCGAUUACGGCGCCGCCUCCCGGGCCUUCCCCGCCCAGACGGCCAGCGGCUUCAAGCAGAGGCCCUACAGUGUGGCCGUGCCCGCCUUCUCCCAGGGCCUGGAUGACUAUGGAGCGCGGUCCAUGAGCAGUGGCAGCGGCACGCUGGUGUCCACAGUGUGAGGACGCUGACCCCGGGCAGCCGCUGCUCUGAAGAGCUUCCGCGCCUUCCCCCUGGUCUCGUCCGUUUUGCUCCUCAGCUCUUGCUGGUUUGUUCUUGGGUUGUUUUUCUUUUCCACCUGCCCCUUGCCUUUUGGUUGGUGACCCCAGACUCUGUGAUCCCCCAGGGUCCAUGGUGCUGCUCCAUCCGCCCCCCCUCCCCCGUGUUUACGCGCCCCACCCUGUGUGUCCCAGCCUUUCGAGCAGAAACUGCCAGGCAGGACCUGCUGGGCCGUGCGGGGCACCCUCGGCCCCACCCUGCAGUGUCUGUGGCACUCACUGCUUUUCUAAGGCUCGCCGUGAGCCAGGUCUAAAGUUUGAAGAAAAAGAAAAAUCUUAAAAAAAAAAAAAAAAAAGAAAAACAGGAAAAAGGACUUUUUUUUUCCUGAAAAACAAAAACCAAUCUGCAUGGACUCCGGUGUGCGCUGUUAUCUCGCAUCCGACUUCCCCGGUGCGAUGGCCUCCGUCCGGACAGGGAAGGUGCUGGGGUCCCUGGCCGCCCCGGCCCCUGUGGAGGGCUGCACAGAGAAAGGGGGCUCGUGCCAAGCUCGAGGGGCCUCCUGAGGAAGCCGGCCACUCCUGUGAGGGAGGCCGGGCCCGGGUACCUGAGGGCUUCUCCCUCCGGACGCUGCGGGCCAGGUGUACAUAGAGCAGCGCGGCAGGGUGGCCUCGCCUCCCGUCAGGCACUGGCGGGAGCAAGGUCGGGGGCAGGCGCUGCCCAGCUGGCCGCACACGGACAUUCCAAAGACCUCCAGAGACCACCCCACCCCCACAUUCCUUUGACCAGCCUUGUGAGGGCAUCGAUGCUGCCCCGGGCUACCUGGCUGCUCCGGGCAGGGUGUGCGGGCCGGGCCUGGCUGGGGGAGGGCAGCUCUGGGCACGCCGCACCCACGCCCCCCACCUGGGGGAAACAGGCAGUUCCUGCCCGGUUCUUCCUAAACGCUCUCGUCUUUUUGUGUGUCUUGGUGACUUUAGAAACAAAUACAGUGGACUCAGUGGCUGCUGGUAUUGUCUCUUCCCACACUGAACUCUGGGGAAUUGAGUGCAGGGCACAGCCCGGCUCAGCCUGCCCGCUGGUGGGAGCCCCUGGGAAGCUGCGGCGCUCCUUUAUCUGAUGGGGUUUAGUAAAAGCCUCCCGCACACCUCCCCGUGGCCUGGGACGUGGCUGGUAGUGUUUGUGUGGGAAGCAGCUCAAGACGCGGACCGCGUGACAUUAAGGAGAGCGCAAGGGUGGACCGGGCCCUGUGUAGAGACCCUUCCGCGCCGGCGUUCCCGCUCCGCUAAAGAUUUCAAAUCCAGGGGAUUCCAUGCUCAAUGGAUGAAUGUAGACACAAAACAGCAACACUUGUAUGAAGAUGUAAAGUGCUGAACAUAUUUUUUUCCUGUUUCCUUUCCUUUUUUAAAAAAUCUGAAUUGUGCCCUGUACUGCAGUUACUUGUUUGAAUAAAAGUUUUAUUUAUUGCA
This is a messenger RNA of Gorilla gorilla gorilla (western lowland gorilla), 3209 nucleotides long. RefSeq names its product BAR/IMD domain containing adaptor protein 2 (gene BAIAP2). The record is from RefSeq and is a predicted model, not a curated record. The transcript has 14 exons. Gene Ontology annotation, biological process: plasma membrane organization; positive regulation of actin filament polymerization; actin crosslink formation. Lineage: Eukaryota; Metazoa; Chordata; Mammalia; Primates; Hominidae. Gene Ontology annotation, cellular component: nucleoplasm; cytosol. Gene Ontology annotation, molecular function: protein binding; cytoskeletal adaptor activity. Bases 144 to 1709 code for a protein of 521 amino acids.